UUUCUUAACCCUGAUGUUCAGCAUAUCUGUAGACAAACUGCAGCAGCAGAUGUCUACAAGAGAUAUGAGAUAAAAAAAGCUAAGUUGAUAGAGGUUUUGGUGAAACACAAGGGUCGAGUGUGUUUUACAGCAGAUUUGUGGACAGCCCGAAGUGUUGUGAUGGGAUAUAUAUGCAUUACUGCGCAUUUCAUUGAUGAGAAUUGGAGGUUGAAUAAUAAAAUUCUAGCAUUUUGUAAUCUGAAACCUCCUCAUAGUGGUGAAGAGAUAGCUAAGGCAGUUUAUGAUUGCUUAAAGGGGUGGGGACUGGAGAAGAAAGUAUUUACUAUCACACUGGAUAAUGCUAAAGCUAAUGAUAGUAUGCUAAAUAUUCUAAAGCAUCGGCUUCUGAGUAGCAAUGGGAGUAGCAAUGGGCUGUUGUGUAAUGGAAAGUUCUUGCACGUUAGAUGCUCGGCACAUAUCUUAAAUCUGAUUGUGAAAGCAGGAUUAGAAUUAGCCACUAGUCUAAUAGAGAACAUAAGAGAGAGUGUAAAGUUUGUAAAAGCAUCUGAGUCAAGGAAGGACUCUUUUGCUAUCUGCGUUGAGAGUGCUGGGAUCACAAGUGGUGCGGGUUUGUCUUUAGAUGUCUCUACCAGGUGGAAUUCGACAUAUGAAAUGUUGGCGAGAGCUUUAAAAUUCAGAGAGGCAUUUGCGAUUCUGAAUUUGUAUGAAAGAGGUUACAAAUGGUUGCCUUCAGAAGAAGAGUGGGAACGUGGAGUUAAAAUAUGUGACUUGCUGAAGCCUUUUAAUACCAUCAGCACUUACUUUUCAGGAGUAAAAUAUCCAACCGCAAAUGUCUACUUCAUUCAGGUGUGGAAAAUUGAGAUGAUGUUGAAGAAGUAUGCUGAUUGUGAAGAUGAUGGUGAUGUGAGAACAAUGGCUAGGGCAAUGCAAAAGAAGUUUGCGAAGUAUUAGAAUCAAUAUAGCGUGAUUCUAGCUAUGGGGGCUGCUCUAGAUCCGAGGUUGAAACUGGAUAUACUUCGAUCAGCUUAUCAAAAGAUUGACCCAAGGACUUCUGAGGAAAAGGUUCAAGUUGUUAGGGACAAUCUGAUUUUGCUUUAUGAAGAAUAUCAAAAAUCAGCAAAUCCUUCAAAGUUUUCUGCAACAUUAACUCCACAUGAGCUUCUCACAGAGUCACCACUUGAAGAUGAUAUGGAUGAUGAUCUCUUUGAGCUUGAAAAUAGCCUCAAAUCUAGUUCAAGAAAUGCUAAGUCAAAUCUGGAAACCUAUUUGGAUGUUGAACCAAGACUAGAGAUGAAGACUUUUGAAGACAUGGAAGUUUUAAAUUUUUGGAAAGAAAAUCAGCAUCGAUAUGGCGAUCUUGCUUCAAUGGCAUCUGAUUUACUGAGCAUACCCAUCACCACUGUUGCAGCUGAGUCAGCUUUCAGUGUUGGAGGAAGAGUCUUGAGUCCUUUCAGAAAUCGAAUUCUUCCCAAAAAUGUGCAAGCACUAAUUGCCACUCGAAAUUGGUUAAGAGGAUUUGAAGAGUUUGAAGGAGAUAUUGAAGAUUACUUCAAUGAUGAAGAUGAUGAAUCUGCAAAAAGUAGCUCAGAAGUUAGAAACUCUAGCACAUGAAGAUCAAUAAAGUCAAGAAUGUAGAGACUAGAGAGUAAAGCUGGUUGCUGCAGUCUUCAACGAGCAAAGAAUACGUGAAAGACCUUGUUUAUUUGAGUAUCACUAAAAUAAAUAAUGACUUGAAACUUGUUUAGUGUUUUGGUUUGUUUCAAACUUUAAAACAUGUUUUGUGACAAAUGACAAUCAAUAAUAUGAAAUUUCUUACUAUU
This is a messenger RNA of Brassica oleracea var. oleracea, 1820 nucleotides long. Its product is annotated as zinc finger BED domain-containing protein DAYSLEEPER-like. Gene Ontology annotation, molecular function: protein dimerization activity. Bases 976 to 1611 code for a protein of 211 amino acids. The record is from RefSeq and is a predicted model, not a curated record. Lineage: Eukaryota; Viridiplantae; Streptophyta; Magnoliopsida; Brassicales; Brassicaceae. The transcript is spliced from 4 exons.